Messenger RNA from Plasmopara halstedii, 1920 nucleotides. RefSeq lists its product as uncharacterized. The record is from RefSeq and is a predicted model, not a curated record. Gene Ontology annotation, cellular component: U2-type spliceosomal complex. Gene Ontology annotation, biological process: mRNA splicing, via spliceosome. The coding region runs from base 1 to 1920 and encodes 639 amino acids. The transcript has 3 exons. Lineage: Eukaryota; Oomycota; Peronosporomycetes; Peronosporales; Peronosporaceae.
AUGUCGUUAGCAUUUCUGUCCAAGAAGAGCUGGCAUACAGCGAAUUUACGCAAUGUGGAGAAGGUCUGGAUCGCCGAGCAGAAGCACGCGGCUGAGGAGAAAAAAGUCGCGGAGCUUCUCAAAAACAUUGAGGAAGAGCGGCAGCUUCAGGAAUUAAGAAAAAUGCAGGCAGCACAUGGUGACAAGUCAGCGACCGUGGAGCGAGUGGAUUGGAUGUACGAAGGGCCAUCGGCAGCUCGUGAAAAGACUGCGGAGGAGUAUUUGCUAGGCAAAGAGUACAAGGGUGACGGUGAAAAAACGGCCAAAGAUAAUGUUGAUUUAAGUUCUACCUCAAAAUAUGGCUCGCUUGCACUCAAUAAGAGCACAUUGCCAGCCCACGAUGCCUUUCAGCGGCUGAAUGAGGAUCCAAUGAUGCUAAUUCGAAAACGGCAGCAGGCAGCUCGAGAUGAAGUCUUAAAAAAUCCUGUUAAAAUGAAAAAAAUCAAGGAUCAGGUAAAUCGGCUAAAGGGAGACAAGAAAGCUUUAAAAAAAGCGAAAAAAGCUGCUAAGAAGGAAAAGAAGCAUGCACGAAAAGAAGAAAAACGACGACUGAAAAAGAGAAAAAUUCUUGACGAAGGAGAUAUGAGCAGCUCGAGUGGAGACGACAGCAGAGGGAAAGACUGGCAAAAACACUACAAGAGCAGAGCUAGAUCGCGCUCUAGAUUAGAUCGCAGAUCUAGAUCAUCAGUAUUACCCCGUCGUGUCGGUGACCAAACCCGUGGCCGUUCGCGUUACCGUGAGCGAGAUUUAGAUCAUCGUGGGCAUACCUGUGCUCAAAAUCGUAUCAAUCGCUCGAGUAGUGUUCAAUACAUGACCAAGCCGCGAGUAAAUAGAUGCCUUCGACGUAGUGCAAGCUCUACCAGUGAUUAUCACAGCCGGAGCCCAAGCCGCAGUGUUCGUCGAGACAAGAUGGAAGACCGAACUCGCAGCGAUAGAGCUUCAAAACGCGAGAAGAUUAGCUCUGACAGAAGCUUUUUUAGUAAAACACAACCUCGUCAACAGCAAAGAGACCGACGUCAUUUCAAAAAAAGAAGAUCUUACUCUCGCUGUCGUAGUUCGGUCAGCCGUCGAGGACAGCGUCGCUCUCGCAGUCCUGAAAGUCGUCGGGAACUGCGUCGGUCCCGUAGCACAGAUAGUCGAGGACAGCGUCGCUCUCGUAGCACAGAUAGUCGAGGACAGCGUCGCUCUCGCAGUUCAGAUAGUUGUCAAGACCUGCGUCGCUCUCGCAGUCCUGAUGGUCGUCGAGAAUUGCGUCGCUCUCGCAGUCCCGAUUUUCGUCGAGAAAAGCGUCGGUUUCGCAGUUUGAGUCGAAGACGAGACCGCAGCCCUUCUAGACACCGUGAACAUAGCCGACGCCAGCCGAGUUUUAGAAAAGAUCAUGAUCGCGUUGAAGGGCGUCAGCGAGAGAAGGAGCCAGAAACGAUACUCAAGCCAAGUGAUACUGCUGGUAAAUACGGUCUCGUCACCAAAAGCGGUGCAAUUGAAAGUAAGGAUGUUGACAAGACUUCGUUGGGACCUAAUGCCAAGCACUUGGCAAAAGCUCGUGAGUCCAAGCGCCUUGAGGAUAAAGAGCGUCAGCGCAAACUAGGCAAGUCUCGGGGCCAAUCACCUGAAUUAACACACGAGGAAAAAAAGCUUAGAGCUCAGCAGAUGGUUCAAGAUGCCAAAGAUCGCGAGGAUUACAUCACCAAACUUGCAACGCUGAAGCAAAAAGAAUUGGAUAAACGUGAGGAAGAUGUUACAAAAAGCAACCCAGAGUUUCUCAGGAAACUGCACUCAGAUGCUUAUCUGAACGAAACUAGCAACAUGAGUGAUCGUCUUCGAAGAAAUGCUCAUUAUAUUCAGAAAAAGGCGGAUUCUUCUAACUUUCUUUCUAAGUAG